Molecule: messenger RNA, 2181 nt
Organism: Xiphophorus hellerii (green swordtail)
Lineage: Eukaryota; Metazoa; Chordata; Actinopteri; Cyprinodontiformes; Poeciliidae
Product: fatty acyl-CoA hydrolase precursor, medium chain-like
Exons: 13
Coding region: 34-1662 (542 amino acids)
Source: RefSeq, a predicted model, not a curated record
UAAAUCUUUGUCUUUUGUUCCUGGCUGCACAAGAUGAGAACAGUGCUGCUCGUUGUUUUCCUGCUGCCUGUGCUGAUGGUGGCGGCACAUCCAGCACCAGGGAGCAGCAAACUUGUGGUUUCUCUGAAAAGUGGCCAAAUCAGAGGAGAAUAUGUGACUGUAAAAGGCACAGAGAGGAGGGUGAAGCAAUACCUGGGGAUUCCCUUCGCCAAGCCGCCUGUAGGGCCCCUCCGGUUCGCUGCCCCAGAGAGCCCGGAGCCCUGGGAGGGGGAACGAGACGGCACACAGCAGCCCCCCAUGUGCGUCCAGGAUCGAGAAAUAAUCGUAAAUAUUUCCAAAGCCCUGUUUACCAACUUCACGGUGCCAGAGGUUUCAGAGGACUGUCUGUAUCUGAACGUCUACACUCCAGCUGAAACCACGCCAGAAGUUAAGCUGCCGGUGAUGGUGUGGAUCCACUCAGCAGGAUUUCUGGCUUUUGGUGCUGCCUCCAUGUACGAUGGUUCCUCAUUGACUGCAUAUGAAAACGUUGUGACAGUCGUUAUCCAGUACCGUCUCGGCAUCCUCGGAUUCUUGAGCACUGGAGAUGCACAUGCCAAGGGAAACUGGGGUUUUUUGGAUCAGCUGGCUGCUCUCAGGUGGGUGCAGGAAAACAUUGAGGCCUUUGGCGGCGAUCCACAAUCUGUCACAAUCGCUGGGGAGUCUGCAGGAGGUUUCAGCGCAUCCAUACUGACUCUGUCUCCCCUGUCGAAAGGACUCUUCCACAAGGCAAUCUUUCAAAGUGGAGUUGCAACUCUUGGGGGCCAUACUUCGGAUCGGCCUCUUAAUCAGGCCCAUACUGUUGCCAGGCUUGCUGGAUGUUACAUGAACAGCACAGAAGAACUGGUCCAGUGCCUCCGAGGGAAAACUCAAGAUGAAUUAAUUUCUGUAGGCAAACAGAUCAAAAUUAUACUCGGAGCCACUGUUGAUGGCGAAUUCCUUCCCGGCACACCUGAGGUUCUUCUGCAGAGGAAAGAAGUUCUGAACAUCCCAGUGAUGAUGGGCGUCACCAACCAUGAGUUUGGCUGGAUGUUGCCUCAGAUCUUCACUCCUCCUGGUUGGGAUAAAGGCAUGAACCUGGAGACGGUGAUGGUGAUGGUCCCCUUGUUUAAUCCUAAAGGGUCUUUUGCCAACAUUCUCAUCGUGAUUAAGUAUCUGAAAGACGCAAAAACCCCACAGGACAUCCGAGACGCCUUCACGGAGGUCAUAGGAGACCUGGUCCUGGUGCUGCCCACCAUCAAGGUGGCCGGAUACCACACAGACGCGGGCGCUCCGGUGUACAUGUAUGAGUUUGUGUACGUUUCGGAUAGACCCAUGCCCAACAGGCCGAGCUUUGUGAAGGCGGACCACGCUGAUGACGUCGGCUACAUGUUUGGAGUAUGUUUCUGGAACGGACACAUCAGAAUUACUGUCAACUGCACUGAUCAGGAUGAGAGGUUUUCCAGGACCAUGAUGUCUUACUGGGGAAGUUUCGCCAGAACUGGCUCUCCUAAUGGUCCUGGUCUGGUGAACUGGCCGCUGUACGACAGGCAGAAGCAGGAGUACAUGGAGCUGGGUCAGACCCAGUCUGUGAAGCAGAAACUGAAGAAGGACAAGGUCGAUUUUGUCACUGCCGUUCUCCCUUAGAGGCUGCAGCAGAUGGAAGCAGCAGUCGCUAAAGCUGCAAACUGAGCAUCGAGUUGUUUUAUUUUUAGCUCUGCUUUUUAAUAAUACUUAUAAUGCAGUUAAUGCUGAUCACUGCCUGCAACAUCUAGACUUUUUUUAGUCUUUUGAUUCAGGCUGCUUUGCAAACUGGAUGUAAUUAAAAAAUGUCUUCAUUCAUGUCAUGUAAUUGUUGUUUCGCUCUUAUUUUUCUACAUUAGAUUAAAGCAGGAUGCAUGAAUAAAACAUCACAUCUUUAUCAGAGUUGUUUGAUUCAUGGAGAAAGUUUCUGCACAAAGUUUCUUUCAAACUCUGGCCGAUUAGAUUGAUAGUGACUUCCUAUCAAUCUAAUUGAAACAGAAGCUCCAAAUAAUUGCUAUGAAACAGGGAUGUCCAAAGUGUGGCCUGGGGGCCAUUUGUGGCCCUCAAAAUGACUUUGUUUGGUCUGAGACCACAAGUCAAGAAAGGUUAAAAAUGUGGCUAUCAAAAUAGUCCCAAUUGGUG